This is a messenger RNA of Penicillium argentinense, 1521 nucleotides long. RefSeq lists its product as uncharacterized. The record is from RefSeq and is a predicted model, not a curated record. Gene Ontology annotation, molecular function: transmembrane transporter activity. Gene Ontology annotation, biological process: transmembrane transport. The coding region runs from base 1 to 1521 and encodes 506 amino acids. The transcript has 4 exons. NCBI's taxonomy places the organism in Eukaryota, Fungi, Ascomycota, Eurotiomycetes, Eurotiales, Aspergillaceae.
AUGGACUCCGUCUCGUCCGGAAGCACUUCCAAGGAAAAUGCACAAUUUGUCCUCGAAGAAUAUGGAUUAGAAUAUACUCCAGAUGGCAAAUUCGUCCGUUGGUCGGUUUCGAACAAAAAGCAUCCGCGAAACUGGCAUAUCCCCCGCAAGAUCUACGACAGCAGCUUGAUUAUCUUCCUUGAUUUUUUCACUACUGCAAUUAGCACCGCUGGAAGCUCUGCAGCCGAUCGCGCACAUGAGGAUUUCAAAAUUAAUCAAACGCUCGCUAUCUUCCUUUUCGUCUCAUUGUAUCUCCUAGGUCAAUGUGCCGGAGGCAUCAUCUUCCCUAGCUUCUCAGAAGCCUUUGGCCGCAAAAGAUUGUACAUUAUCAGCACUGGCCUAUACAGUGUCUGCUGCAUGAUUGUCGGGGUAGUUCCCUCCCCUGCCGGUGCCGCGGUAGGACGGCUCCUCUCGGGGUUUUUAUCGGCCAUUCCGACCAUUGUCGUCGCUGGCAGCAUUGAAGACAUGUUCAAUUCCAAAGAUCGUAUCUGGAUGAUCUUUCUCUGGGCGACGGUGGCGAACAUGGGGAUGUGUGUUGGUCCGAUCUUCAGUACAUACAUCACUGAGCAUUUGAGCUGGCAAUGGGUAUUCCAUAUUGCUGCCAUCGUAACCGGUGUGGUAACUGUGUUUCUCAUUGGAAUUCGUGAAUCCCGACCUUCCUUACUUCUAGUGCGAGAAGUGGAAAGAGUACGCAACGAAACAAAGAUCGAAACCCUGACAGCAUUGAACCCUGAUCACACCCCCGAUUUUAAGAGUUUCUUCAGUCUCGCGCUCUUCCGUCCGAUUUGGCUUCUCUUCACCGAACCUAUUGUGUUCAUGGUUUCUCUUAUCAGUGCUGUGGCUUUCGCCAUGGUCUAUCUUUUCACAGAGGCCCUGCCUCUUGUAUACCAGUCGAUGGGCUUCGCCAAGGAUUCAUCCAACCUGCCCUUCAUCGCGAUUAUCAUAGGUCUCGUUUCGGGUCUCCUCACUCGUAUUCAAGACUAUCGAACAAUCAACUAUGCCGAAGAGCAUGGGAUCGUGCUAGAGCCAGAGCACAAGCUCACUGGUUUCUCCAUCGGGGCCCCUAUGCUUGCCGGCGGGCUCUGGGUCUUCGCGUGGACCAUUCCUCCCCUAAUUGGCCAUGUGCAUUGGAUCAUUUCCGCGAUAUCUCUGAUCUUCAUCGGAUAUGCACUGAACGAGUUCGAUUCGGUGCUCGCGGGUUAUCUGGCAGACAGUUAUCUGAGCUUUUCUGCAAGUGGGUUCGCUGCAUUAGCACUCUUGCGCUCCCUCCUGUCUGCUGCUUUCCCACUAUUUGCCUCCGAUAUGUUCAAUGGGCUCGGGUCAAAUGUGGCUGCAUCGAUUUUAGCAGGUAUAGCCACUGUUUUCUGCAUGGUGCCUCCGCUCUUCAAGCUGUAUGGCAAGCAGAUUCGAGCUCGCAGCAAGUUUGCUCGGCACAGCUUGCGAGUGUAUCGAGAAAACAGUGUUGAGAAGUUUGGUUAUUGA